UGAGGCCAUGGCGACCUCGGCCGGGUGGGCUCAGGCACAAUGGGCCAGCUACCUCUUGCCCCAGCUGACGGGAGAGGCACAGGCAGCAGCGAGAACGCUAUCCCCUGAGAGGAUGAUGGACUACCCCGCGCUGAAAGCGGCCAUCCUUAACCGCGUGGGGGCUACCCCAGAGGGGUACCGGCGAAAGUUCCGGGAGGAACGGUUCUCCGCAGAGGAGCAUCCCAGAACGAUCGCGCAUCGUUUAAAGGAUUACGCCAUGGGCUGGCUGAACCCCGACGCGAGUACCAAAGCCAGGAUAGUGGAGGUGAUCGUGGUGGAGCGCUUCCUGGAGUGCUUGGCACCGGCACCUCGGCUGUGGGUGCAACGGCAGGCACCUGCCACUCUAGAUCGGGCGGUCGAGUUGGCGGAACAGUACCAGGCAGCAGAGCCAACGCCAGCAAGACUGCCUGGAAGGAGUACAAUUGCUGUAUCACCCCCUCCACUGGCCCCGGAGAAGGCGAAGGGACUGGGGGGAAGGGGUAGACAGGUAUUUGGACGGGGGGUGUCGGCGGGAGCUCCCGGCCCGGGAACUGGGGCAGGGUGGGGUUACCCACGGGCUGCCGCGGUGUCGGACCGGGGUCUCGCGCGGCCACCUUACCGUCGAGCCCCUUUGAUGGCUCCAGUGUUUCCACCCCUUGUUGAAGCUCCGGGACGAGAAACCAGCCCACCAAGGUGUUGGACGUGCAGGGAGGUGGGCCACAUCGCGCGGGACUGCCCCGUGAUGGAAUGUGACCUCAGCCGACCAGAUCUGCCCCUUUAAACUGGAACAGCGAGCAAGGCGGUCUCGCUUUGCCUACCAACAGACGGGAGGAUAACAAACGCCCGGAAAGAAAAUCAAAGAAAAUAAUUUUAAAGAAAGAAAGGGGAAAGUGUGGGAUCAUUGGGCAGCCCCAGUAUUUGUUAUAGUGAGACAGCAGAGUGUAGGACGGAGUCCCGGGUCGUACGGGUAGCGGCGACUGGGGAGAUUCACGCUGCGAAGUGCAGCACAUUUAUUUUGUAGUUUUUCCUUACUGUGCUUUAUUUUCCCUGUUUCUUUUUGCCUUUUUCGUUUGUUAUAAUUUGUGAGCACCUGCGAGUGCGGGACUGCAGCUGAGUACCCUGCCGUGGUAUUCCCCGUUGGUUCUGGAUACCAUAGCUGGUAGCCAGACCACGGACCACAAGCGCCCUCUACGGGCUCAACGAAAUCGGUACACCUCACCAGAGUACCAAAAGAAAGUAAUAAAACUGAGCACCUGUGUGGUGUUGUCAACUACCAUUUCUGUCUCCCGUGUCAGUGAAUACCCGCACC
Molecule: messenger RNA, 1327 nt
Organism: Acipenser ruthenus (sterlet)
Lineage: Eukaryota; Metazoa; Chordata; Actinopteri; Acipenseriformes; Acipenseridae
Product: zinc finger protein 445-like
Exons: 2
Coding region: 8-799 (263 amino acids)
Molecular function (GO): nucleic acid binding; zinc ion binding
Source: RefSeq, a predicted model, not a curated record